GGUACGCAGCGGCCACCAGUACAAAGUACAGGUACCGCAGCGACCAGUCUACAUUUUUCGUCAACCGCCACUACGGGCUACAGCGCGACAACGCCAACUCCCCCACCACGCCACAAAGGCACAAGGUGGGACGGGAAGGCGAGUCGCGUAGAACGAGUACCGGCCGUCGUAGACCUACAACUAGCAUCAUAACCCACGUCGUGAGUACACACGUUACAACACCAUUGCGAUCCGAUCGAUACGCUGAAUUGUGGAACCCGCCGUCCGUUGUUCUCUAUUGUAUUUAUUUUUCUUGUACUGUAAAAUAAAUACGACCUCGUACCGUCAUCCGAGUUUUGUGUUGCUCAUUUAAAACAUCCGAGUGCGAACGCCACCCGCUCCACUCCAUCAACGACCGGCUCUCCGCGGACCACCUACCACCACCGUCGUAGCCGCGUCAAAUUGGCUCCCCGCAGAGGAAUCAUCGCCUCAAGACAGCGUAAAGACAACAUGACCGGCCAACAGCAGGAGAAGUGGCAGCAGGUGGCCGAGUUAAUCCAACGGCUGGGGCUGGUAUCCGGUGGCCAGGAUGAGCCGCGAACAGCCGCCCAGGUCGCGAGGAUGACUACCCGCCAACUCCUGCAGGAUCCAGUGCGGGCGGCCAUCUACAACCGGGGCUGGGCGGACCGUACGAUGGACAUCCAGCGGAGGUUGCGGCCACACCGACCACCAUCAACAUCAACACCCGGCAGCCGCACACCGUCCCUGACAAGGCCACCACCCCCAGCAACGACACCUGCCCCCGUAACACCUGCGGAGCCGGCACCGGUACCCAGGCAAACGGGGGUACUCCCCGGCCCAACGGGAAAGGUGAGGACGGAGGCGCAGCAGGCACGGAACCGCCGGAAAUUCCAGCAGCUAAAGGAAAAGAGGAAAGCCAGGGAAAGCGAGGCAAGCCAACAACGUCGGCUUGCCAAGCAACCCGCGCCAACCUCAGACCCGGAAGCAGCCGGCACGCCUCCGGCCAACCCAACACCGAUGGAGGUGGACAAACCGGCAUCCAAGGACGGCAAGUCCGAGGAGCCGGGACAGCCCACCAGCCAGGAGUCACCAGACCAAUCAGAGGCCACGGUGGACAUAACCGAGGCAGAUUGGCUGGUGGCGUUCGAGGGGAUGCCGGAGUUAGACGACACUCACUCGUUCUACACUCCGGUAGGGUCCCCAAAACACCCCCAGUAACACACACGGGCGCGGGCAAGUCUACCUCAAGCGAAAGCCAGAGGUAGUACAAGCCACCCCCUCCCCUAAUAGCACACAGACACCGGUACAAGUGUACCCCGUGUGACGGUUUGGCGGGGGAGUAUGACACGGUACGCAGCGGCCACCAGUACAAAGUACAGGUACCGCAGCGACCAGUCUACAUUUUUCGUCAACCGCCACUACGGGCUACAGCGCGACAACGCCAACUCCCCCACCACGCCACAAAGGCACAAGGUGGGACGGGAAGGCGAGUCGCGUAGAACGAGUACCGGCCGUCGUAGACCUACAACUAGCAUCAUAACCCACGUCGUGAGUACACACGUUACAACACCAUUGCGAUCCGAUCGAUACGCUGAAUUGUGGAACCCGCCGUCCGUUGUUCUCUAUUGUAUUUAUUUUUCUUGUACUGUAAAAUAAAUACGACCUCGUACCGUCA
Metopolophium dirhodum (rose-grain aphid) is the source of this 1675-nucleotide messenger RNA. RefSeq names its product proteoglycan 4-like. The record is from RefSeq and is a predicted model, not a curated record. The transcript is spliced from 2 exons. NCBI's taxonomy places the organism in Eukaryota, Metazoa, Arthropoda, Insecta, Hemiptera, Aphididae. The coding region runs from base 490 to 1218 and encodes 242 amino acids.